CACCAGCCUGAGAGAUGAUGGUCUGAGUGCAAGCAGAGCCUCCCGGUGGGAUACAGAUGGGGGUGUUGGUCCAGAUGUCAUUGCAGGAGGUGUAGGUCGACACGCAAGUUGGCUGGGGAGGAGCGGAGCUCGUCGUCGAGCUCGUGGGGGGAGUGCCACCAGGAGGAAUGCACUACUAGUCAUUAGCAAGAGUAUUUACAUGUGUUGUAGAGGACUCACAAUCGAAGUGUUGACCCAAAUGUCAUUGCAGUUCAAGAAAGUGUUUGCAUUGAGGAUGGCAGUAGCGCUCAAACCGUAUUUGGAGCCGAUAGACUGGCAAGUGUCACCAGAGACCGAGGUGUACCUGCUGACGCAAGAGGGAGCAGGGGUCGAAGAGGUGGUAGAGGUGGUGGAGCUAGGGGGAGUUCCGCCAGGAGGAAUGCACUAUGAUCAUCGAGUUCAUUCAGUAAUGAGUGCCGACCCAGAUGUCGUUGCAGUUGAGGAAGGUGUUGGCGUUAAGGAUAGCCUGACCACUCAGACCAUACUUGGUACCAAUAGACUGGCAAGUAUCUCCAGCGACCGAGGUAUACCUGCUGGCGCAAGGAGAGAAAAGGUGAGCCCAAGUUGGAACCGUCUCGAGAACACUUACAAUUGGAGUUCCGACCCAGAUAUCGUUGCAGUUCAAGAAAGAGUUGGCGUUAAGAAUAGCCUGAGCGCUCAAUCCAUACUUGGUACCAAUGCUCUGGCACGUAUCACCAGCAACAGAGUAAUAAGUAGUACGGCACCCUCCACCAUUAUUCGGGGGAGUACCAGGGGACCAAGGACCGUAGCAAUCCCAAGUCGAGUCCCUAUUUCCAUAUCCACCAACAUACUCGUACGCGGGGAAGUUAUUACCGAGGCACUGCUCGACGGUGGCGAGACGGAUGCCAGCUUGGUUGAGGCGGGUGACGGUGCCCAUGCGGAGAGCGUCGAUUCCGGCUUGUUGGGUCUCGUGGGAAAGAGCCAUGUGUGGGUGGCCGGGUCCUUGUUGGGCAAAGCCGUUGUACAUGUUGUAGGAUUGUUGGGCGCUGCCGCCGGUCGAGUCGCCAGAGUCAUCAGACCAGAGGACAAUGGUCUUGCCGUACUGAGGAAUUGUCAGUAUGUUGAUCGAAGCAAGAACAUACCGAAGGAACUUGGGCCUGACACCGAGAAUCUUGACAAAGGCCUCGUCCAAGCGUUGGAUCUC
Molecule: messenger RNA, 1204 nt
Organism: Acaulospora colombiana
Lineage: Eukaryota; Fungi; Glomeromycota; Glomeromycetes; Diversisporales; Acaulosporaceae
Source: the annotation of a GenBank genome assembly